AAACAAUUUUAGUUUGGAGAGACGAUGAGAGGGAACAAUAAGAAGAUGAAUUCAAUCUUCGAUAACUGUCAAGAAACCGAUUCUCAAGAGAUCUUCCUACGACGCUGCGGAUUCGCUCAACGAGGCGUCCCUCCAGAUUCCGAUCCCUCCAUCCUCGGACUCUCUCAAUCUCCGUCACCGUUAAACAACGGAAUCUCACCUCCACACGAUUCCGUGACCGUUAGCGUGAUCAAUCCGGGUUACGAAGUAGAGGAGUACGUGGAGAGCCACGCGGUUCGAUUCGUCUCUCCACCGGAAAGCCCUAGCACCACCACCGUUGAUUCAGAGGAGGAUCGUACGGUUCCUGUUGAAUCGAGAGUUGAUUUGGAGAAUCAGGAGACGCCGGCGAAGAAGCUUAAGAUACCUGUGAGGGAUGUUGUGAAAGCCAUUGUUGUGAACUCGAGGAGCACUGAGGAGGAUGGAGAGGUUGAGAAGAAGAAGGAAAAGAGCUGCGUGCAGGUCCUUAAAGAGAAGGGAUUCAGUUUCGAUUGAAUUUUUUUUUCAAAUUGAUCUCAUAAUAUUGUUGUAAAAUUGGAUCUUAUCUGAGAAGUUUAUAUCACUCUUUUUAGUUAGAGUCAUGUUUGUUGUUAGAACGGUAGAUGGAGGAGUUGAGUGAGAAUUGGAGUGUGGUAUCAGUGUGUGUGUGGCAUUAUUCACUUUUUGAGGUUGUUUUUGCAAGUGGUUAUGGCCAUUAGUAAUAUGGUAUCAAAGCUCAAAGGUUUUAGUUUCUUGGUUGUGGCAUAAUGUUACAAACUUUACGUUCUGAUGCCUUAGUUAAGAAUGUGAGAGGAUCUAUUAGUAGAAUCCCACAUGGAGAAUUGAG
Eruca vesicaria subsp. sativa (arugula) is the source of this 862-nucleotide messenger RNA. The record is from the annotation of a GenBank genome assembly. Lineage: Eukaryota; Viridiplantae; Streptophyta; Magnoliopsida; Brassicales; Brassicaceae.